CAAAGCGGGUGUAGACAAACAUGACAAGGACUGGUUAGAGAUCCUUAGGCAGAAAAGACUCCGCGCUUCUACUAGACCUCCCCCCUUGGACUCUCGUCAUAUUUGUGAUUGCUGUAGCAGAAGAUGCCGCUCUGGUAUUGGACUCUUCCGUCAUCGCAGACGUUGCAAUCAACCUCCCCGCAACACCUGAUUUUACCCAACGCUGCAACAAUCAUCUGCUAUAGAUGUUGUGGCCAAUAUAUAUAUAUACAUCGAUUUUAAUGGCGGCGACCUCGGCUAUCAAUUUGUUUCCUCUCAUGAGCUCUUAUGUGGCUGACCAGGCUAACGUACAACCACUUGAACUAGGUUUAUUUAUACCAACUAAACAAUAAUAUCAGGGGCUAUCAUGCAAAAUUUGAGGGGUGUUCAUACACGUACCAUAAUUUUACCCAGUUACAUUUUGAACGUUUGUAUGGGGUAUCAUAUUUUUUUCUCGACCUUCCAUUGUGUCUUUUUUUGCAAAUCUGUAUCAUAAAUUAAAUUUGAUGUUGGCAAUUAGCAUCACUACUUAAUAUCGAUAUCCGCGAUUCAUCGUCAAAUGCGCCUCACUAUCGAAGUGACGUUCACGUUCACGCAUGCGUGCUGUGAUGUGAUGGCCGACGACGCCAAAAUUUUCUAAAAUUAAAUAUCAUUGGCGGCUUGACUACCGAUCGCGUACUUGAGUUACUUGAGUAUUGCUUUUUGUGCAUAAUAUUGAACUGUUGGUGUAGUUUUAGUGUCGAAAAUGUUGGGGUCUGGCGACGGCGGCAACAUUGUUAAACUGAGAGGCUUGCCUUUCUCCACGACCGUUGAAGAUGUCCUCGACUUUCUCAGCGGCGUCAACGUACUGAACGGAAAGGAUGGUGUCCAUCUUACUGAAGUGCGGCCUGGCAGGCCCUCGGGAGAGUGCUUUGUGGAAGUCGAGACUCCAGAAGAUGUUGAUGAAGCUCUGAAAAAGGAUAAAGAGAAUAUGGGGAAGAGAUACAUUGAAGUCUUCUCCACCGACCGCCAGGACAUGGAAUGGGCUCUAAACGCCAUGCGUCAAAGCGAAAACGGCUUUGGCAGUCUCCCCCACGUGACUGACGAUAUGGGCAUUGUGAAGCUCCGAGGCCUGCCAUUUGGCUGCUCCAAGGAAGAAAUAGUCCAGUUCUUCGAUGGGUUGAACGUCGCUACUGACGGGGUGCAUUUGCUUUCGGACGCCACGGGUCGAGCCUCCGGAGAGGCCUUCGUACACUUCUCAGACAAGGAGAGCGCGGAUCAGGCGCUAUCGAGGGACAGGGAGAAAAUAGGACACAGAUACAUAGAGGUGUUCUUGAGCUCGGCCGACGAGGUGCGCGCGUACGGCGCGCGCAUGGAGGGCGGCGGCUUCCGGUCCUCGCGCGGGUACCGCGCCGCGCCCUACGACCGCAACGAGCGCUUCGGCGGCCGGCCCGCGCGCGGCCGCGGCGGCUUCAACAGAGGCGACAACUUUUCCGGCGGCUUCGGCGGGCGCGGCGGGUUCCGGCGCGGCGGCGGCGGCGGCGGCGGCGGCGGCGGGCACUGCGUGCACAUGAGAGGGCUGCCCUUCAAGGCGUCGCCACAGGAUGUCGCUUACUUCUUCAAACCGAUCCGGCCGAUGAACAUCAACAUACUGUACGACAACAGCGGGCGGCCUUCGGGAGAGGCUGAUGUCGAAUUCGAGUGCCACGAGGACGCCAUGCGGGCUAUGCGUCGCGAUAAAAACAACAUGGAUCAUCGCUACAUCGAACUGUUCCUAAAGUCAGCACCCGGUGGCGGCGGCGGUGGCGGCUUUAAGGCUAACCGCAACUUCAGAAAUUGAACCCUAUUGCCACCCGCUACGGUCUAUAUUGCCAAAUACGCCAACAAACAAACGUAAAAGGACCACCGGCAAACGCAACUUUAGAAAUUGAACUCUAUUGCCACUCACUAUGGUCUAUAUUGCGACAUACGCAAACGGGUAAACGUAAAUAGACCACCGGCAAACGUAACUAGAAAUUGAACGCUAUUGCCACCCACCCACGUUAAAGACCGUAACUUAAACGGUCUUUAUUGCCAUACGCAUACGGUCUUUAUUGGCAUACGCGCUACAAACAAACUUAAAAAGAUCACCGGCAAACGUAACUUUAGAAAUUGAACUCUAUUGCCACCCAUUACGGUCAAUAUUGCGACAUACGCCAACAGGCAAACGUUAAAAGACCACUAGUAAGUGUAACUUUAGAAAUUGAACUCUAUUGCCACCCGUUACAGUCUAUGUUGCGAUAUACAAUACACCGGAAGACAUAGAGUCACUGACUUUAAUUGUUAAGCCGUUUAGGGCUUGGAGGUGUAUUGUCAAAGAAAACUUUGUAGCCACAGUACAUUUACUGCCAUCUUCCGACACAUGAUUAAAACUUGAACGCUAUUUGACUUUGAUCCUUAUUCUUUCAUAGAUAUGUGUGAAAUUUGUUAAAUAUCCAAAAGUGACGCCAUCUUACCGGGCACAACUUAAAGGUUAUGGCGCCAUCGCACGAAACAAUGCCGCCAUACCUUUGGCCUUAUCUAUCGGACGGCGCCACUUUUUGAUAUUUAACAAAUUUAACACAUAUCGGUGAAAGAAUAAGGAUCAAAGUCAAAUGGCGUUCUAAAAGUUUUAAUCAUGUGUCGAAAGAUGGCAGUAUAUUUACUGUGGCUACAAAAUUCUCUUUGCUUGAACCGAAAAUGGGUCAACAAUUAGUCUGUAACCAUAGAAGAGUCACUGCUGCACCAAAUCCCUGACGGCUCCAAGGCCAAAUGUUACUUCAGAAAUUGAAUCUACGCGCUAAAGACUAUAUUUCAAUACUAACUGCUACUUUUUGAAUUAUAUUACUACGCAACACGGUCUAUAAUCCUAUAUAGCCGCCAUCGACAAGGCAACGUCGCAACAAGAAAUAUUCCUGAAGUUAUCUUGCGGAAUUGAACCCUACUUCUCCUCCCCCUAUCUUUUGCCAUAUAUUACGGUCUAUAGUGCCGUUCUACGGUCACAUCUGAAAAUAUAGAUACGAAAAAAGUGCCAAAUACACGACUUUAUUGCCCAUAUAUUAUGGUAGUGUAUACAUAUUUUUGGCACAUUUUUCGUGUCGAUAUUUUGCCACGAUACCGCGGUGUUAAGCCCUCCAAAACCUUCUAAAGAUAUAAAGCUGACGAGUUUUAUAUAUGAUUUAAAGAUCAAUUCUAAUUUAUAUAAUUAAAUAGUUACAGUACAUAUGUAUUUUUUGUGAUGUAUUUGUAAAAAAAAACUUCGCGGUCGCAGUAGACGUGACCCAGAUGAACACUUAAAAUUAAUGAAAACGGGUCACUAGUAAUUUACAUACAAAUGACCCAGUUUUAAUGACUAUUGAGUGCAACCUUUAAAGACAUUAAAUUUAAGUUUAGACACGCCUGAGUUAUAAAUUUUUCAAGUUCCUUUAAGAUUACACUAUCAAACAGUUAAAACAACAAAGGGAACAGCAAAAAAUGAAGUUUGUUACAUUUUAGUUUUAGAAGGCAAUUUAGACUAAAAUACCUUCCAAAAUGAGCGAUAUUUUGUACCGGUUAAGGUACAGCGGUCUAAGCAUGGUCGCAUUUUUAUCGCCUAUAACCAUGCCUAUCACGUUCUAACAAAUGGGUAAGUGCGAAAGUGACAGGCAUAGUGACUGGUAAUAAAAAUGCAACCAUGCUGCCACCGCAGGUUUCUUAAGAUAUUUUAAGUUAGAUACUGAUUUCUUACUCAUUUUGUAUGUAAUUGCCACGAGUGGCACCUUCCACGGCAGAUGAACUGUCAAAAUAGCUGGGCCCGAUUUUAUAAAUCAAGUUGCAAUUUUUCAAGUCAUACUGGCAACAUCGGUUAAAAGGGCAAUGUUGACAAAUUGUGAUUUGUACAUUUAUAAAACGAGGCCCUGGUGUGAUGGAAUAUUCCAAUGAACUAUAAUAAGUAAUGUAAUAGCAAAGAUAAUUUUAAAUAGAGGUUGGUUGUGAGAGUAAACUUUGUAGCCACAGUAAAUUUACUGCCAUCUUUCGACACAUUAUUAGAACUUUUAGAAUGCCAUUUGACUUUGAUCCUUAUUCUUUCACUGAUAUGUGUUAAAUUUGUUAAAUAUCAAAAAAUGGCAUCUAAUAGAGCAUAGGCCAAAGGUUAUGGCGCUAUCUCUCGAAACGAUGCCGCCAUACAUUUGGCCUAUGAUAAAAAAUAAAGAUCAAAGUUGGCGUUAGCGUUCUAAAAGUUUUAAUGUUCGGAAGAUGGCAGUAAAUUUACUGUGGCUACAAAAUUUUAUUUUAGGCUACAAUCCACCUCUAUUUCAAAUUCUCUUUGGUAAUAGGUACGUUUUGUACGGAAAUUCUAUAAGAUUUGUACCCUUUUUUAUUGUUAUUGAACGUAGACCAAUGAAUACUAAAACGCUAUUGUAAAACCACCCAACUAUUAUAGUCCAGUACAAUUAUGGUCAUUAUUAUUAAGUAUCAAUACAUCUUCAUGUGAGUUGUCCGAGUUUUUUCUUCUAUUUAUGAAAUUAUUUGUGACGUUCCUCGAGUAAAGGUACCUUAUGGCGGUCGUCGCUUACACCGUUAGUAACGACGCUGCAACGUGCGUAAUAAUGCGGAGCUACGUGACGUAAGCGCCAACCGCCAUAAGGUACCUUUUGGAACGUCACAUUUUCCCUAUAAAUAUAAGGCAUACAAUAUCCAGCUCAUUUCGUCGCAGUCUGAUAAGAUAAAUAAGACAAAACUUCGUGUAACUUCGUACCGGCGGCGACACGAGCGCGCUCGAUGAAUUAUUCUAAGCGAUUAAUAGCUUUUGGACUUGGAUGAUGGUUCUAAGGUAAUAUUUAACACUCGUCUAGUAUCUCUUUAUGUACUUGACUGUUCAGUAAAUGUAAUCUGAAGACUAGGUUUGUAUGAUUUAUAGUUUUAAAGUAUUUGGUCGAAAUUUCAUCACACCCGAUUUAAGUAUUUUAUGUCAUCUAGCUUUAAUCCUAAUUUUAUAAUACAUACGAUUUAUAAAUAA
Messenger RNA from Cydia pomonella (codling moth), 5014 nucleotides. Its product is annotated as heterogeneous nuclear ribonucleoprotein H2-like. The record is from RefSeq and is a predicted model, not a curated record. The transcript is spliced from 8 exons. NCBI's taxonomy places the organism in Eukaryota, Metazoa, Arthropoda, Insecta, Lepidoptera, Tortricidae. Gene Ontology annotation, cellular component: ribonucleoprotein complex; nucleoplasm. Gene Ontology annotation, molecular function: RNA binding. The coding region runs from base 764 to 1837 and encodes 357 amino acids. Gene Ontology annotation, biological process: regulation of RNA splicing.